Messenger RNA from Notechis scutatus (mainland tiger snake), 2850 nucleotides. The record is from RefSeq and is a predicted model, not a curated record. Lineage: Eukaryota; Metazoa; Chordata; Lepidosauria; Squamata; Elapidae.
CUGAAUCUAUGCCCAGCCUGGGAGAAAGAUGAAACCAGUGAGAAAGGCUGCCAGUUCCUCCUCUUCCUCCUCUUCCGGUAGCAGCAGCUGCAGCCGCUCUCCACCCUCCACCCGGGCCAAAACUCAGAAGCGCAAGACCGCCAUUGACGAGAGCCCCACGCUUGAAGAAGGAGCAGAAGAGGAGGCGCCCGAUCAACCCUCAGCUUUUGUGGGUGCCCGGCGCAUGCAAGUACAGAUGGACCCCAGCCUGCGGGACUUGGCCGGAGCUCACGAUGACCCCUACAAACUGCCCGAAGGUGAAACACAGGCGGGGGCCGAGGCCUGCGGGACAGAAGCCUCCUUGAACCGCAAGACGGCUACUUUUAAGUCGCGGGUGCCAUGCCGGAAGUAUUCUGGGGGUGAAGAGUCGAACGGCAGCGAGAACGUAGCCGCCACCUUGGAGGAUGAGCCUCGCCGCUGCCCUUCUUCCAGCACGGACACAGCCAGCGAGCACUCCGCGGACGAGAAUGACAAGGGGGUGGGGAACAUGUGGGCGAUGCCCCCCAGUGCGUACGACCUGCGCCAGCUGCGUUCCCAGCGGGUGCUGGCACGGCGGGAAGGACUCUUCCAGCCAGCCGUUGUGAAGCAGGUCAGACGAGGGCAGGACCUGGGGGUGCAGUUUGUGGGGGACCGGGUCACGGCGUAUUACGAAGGGGCCCUGGGAUCUGCUGCUGUGGAUAUUGUGCUGGACGCUGCCCCACCCACUGGAGCUUUGGCUGUGGGUACCCCAGUCUGUGCUUGCGUGGACCCCGACGAGACAGCUUACCAGGAAGGCACAGUGGUGGAAGUCAGUGUCAAACCUGCUUCUUAUAAAGUGCGAUUCACCCAUCCGUUGGUUCUCCGUGGACCUGCCACUGCCGCCCGCAAAGACUCCGCCUGGGUGCCCCGCUCAGCCCUGCGCCUCCUACGCUCCCCGUGGCGUUGUGACAAUCCUUCUGAAGACAACAAGCCACCUGAAAUGAUGCCUCCGUUGCCAGAGCCAGAGGAAGUUGCUCUGGCCCUCUCGUGCCCCGAGUCCAAGCAGCCCGAAGACGCCGAAGUGUCCAAGAUCAGUGCUGGAGUGAGGGCAGAAGAGAAGUCCGUGGUGGUGCCACCCCAGAUCCUGUCCCCCCCAAAGUCGCCAGCCUUCCCUCGCCUUCCUGAGCAGCGAUCGCCUUUGCUGAGUCCGGAAGCGAGCGGAAGCCGCAGCAGCAGCGUGAUGUCCGUGGAUAAGUGCAGCACGCCGGGCUCCUCUCGCUCCCGUACGCCCCUCACCGCCGCCCAGCAGAAGUACAAGAAAGGGGACGUGGUGUGUACCCCCAACGGCAUCCGCAAGAAGUUCAACGGGAAGCAGUGGCGACGGCUCUGCUCGCGGGACGGCUGCAUGAAGGAGUCCCAACGACGGGGUUACUGCUCCCGUCACCUCUCCAUGCGCACCAAGGAAAUGGAAAGCCUCUCGGAAGGCCGAGCCAGUGGCCUGCGGGAGGGCAGCGCCGAGUUUGACUGGGACGAGACGUCGCGGGACAGUGAGGCUAGCAGUGCCCGAGGGGACUCGCGGCCUCGGCUGGUGGCGGCUGCCGAUUUGUCGCGCUUUGAGUUUGACGAGUGCGAAGCUGCCGUCAUGCUGGUGUCGCUGGGCAGCUCUCGUUCAGGCACCCCAUCUUUCUCGCCGGUCUCCAACCAGUCCCCCUUUUCCCCUGCUCCCUCCCCGUCCCCUUCUCCUCUCUUUGGCUUCCGUCCAGCCAAUUUCAGCCCCAUCAAUGCCUCGCCCGUAAUCCAGCGGGCCGCUGCUCGCAGCCGCCAUGUGAGUGCCAGCACCCCAAAGGGAGUCGGGGGUGCCGUGCUGAGCCCUGAGAUGUUGCACCAUGCCGCUUCCCGAGAGCGCCAUCAUUCGGGCAUCAGCUUCCAGACCAACCUUACCUUCACAGUGCCAAUGAGUCCCAGUAAGCGGAAAGCCGAGUCGCACCACAGCAGCACCAGCUCGGCGGCCGACUUCCACAAGAACGACAGUCUCGACUCAGGCGUGGAAUCCAUUUCUCACACUCCCACCCCUUCCACCCCUGCUGGUUUCCGGGCCGUGUCGCCCGCGGGUGCUGGGCCCUUUUCCUCGCGCUCCCAGCAGGCCUCCCCGCUCUUGCUGGUGCCCCCGCCAGCUGGACUGACCUCCGAUCCGAGCCCCACGGUGAGGAGGGUGCCCGCCGUGCAGAGAGACUCCCCCGUGAUUGUGCGCAACCCCGAUGUCCCGUUGCCCUCCAAGUUCACAGAGAAGCCGUUGGAGAGCCGAGGGGGCAGCCCAAGGAUGGGGAAAGCCGGCUCCAAGGAGCACCUGUCGGGCAAAGGGCAGUUGCAAAUGCCGGUGCCCAUUAACGUGGGCCGGACUCUGCCUUCCAGCCAGCCUAGUGUGGUAUCUGUCCCCGAACAAGCUCCGCCUGUCUUCAGCGUGUCCUCCCCCUUUCAGCCUGUGGCCUUCCACCCCUCCCCAGCUGCCCUCCUGCCUCUCCUUGUCCCCGGAGAGUACACCAGCCAUCCUACUCCCAAGAAGGAGAUCAUCAUGGGGAGACCUGGCACAGGUAAGCUUCAGGGCUUACUCGAUACUCUUCGGUCUUGUCCUUCGGGUGUUGUCGCUUUUUUGCCUCCCUGUGUUUAUUUCACUUUUCCCAUCCCUCCAGGCCCAACAUUAAACAGUGUUAAAUCCAAACUGCUUAGCCUUAGUGGCUCUCAGGCGAGGUGCCAAGGAGAGUCGGGGAGAGCUCUAUGCCAGUUCGCUGCAGACCACUUGCUAUGGCCAGCUCACCGCAGGACAAGAGUUACAUUAAUACCAAAAAAACGGUG